CGUGACACAGCACACACAGAAAGACAAAGUCCAUUUGGAUGGAAGUGAGAGCGGAGUGACAGGGGCCAUUUUGACUCUGUAGCCAAAGGAAAUGACUGGUCUGACGGGGUCUGGGAGCCGGGGUACCCAGGGUCUGGGACCAUGACAGCCAUGUUUCUCACAGAUGACCCCAGAUUUCUGCACUCUGGGCAGUAUGUCAGGUGCCACUGGACUUGAUCUGACACCCUUUACCUAAAGGAUGGCCAAAGGGCUCUUGGUGACCUAUGCCCUUUGGGCUGUAGGAGGCCCUGCUGGGCUCCACCACCUGUACCUGGGGAGGGACACUCAUGCACUGCUCUGGAUGCUUACCCUGGGGGGUGGCGGGCUGGGCUGGCUCUGGGAAUUCUGGAAGCUCCCGAGCUUUGUAGCUCAGGCCAACAGACCCCAGAGGCAGAGGCAGAGCUCAGUAGGGAGGACACCCCCUCUCAGUUUCAUUCGCUUUGUUGCCCAGGUGAUAGUGGGCAUCUAUUUUGGCCUGGUGGCUCUCAUUAGCCUUUCUUUCAUGGCCAACUUCUAUAUUGUGGGCCUUCCACUGGCAGUUGGCUUAGGGGUCUUGCUUGUGGCUGCUGUUGGCAACCAGACCUCAGACUUUAAGAAUACGCUAGGGGCAGCAUUUCUUAUUUCCCCUAUCUUUUACGGCCGCCCCAUAGCCAUCCUUCCCAUCAGCUUGGCUGCCAGCAUCACAGCCCAGAAGCAUCGCCGCUAUAAGACUUCAGUUGGGUCAGAGACACUCAGUGUCCGGCUCUACCGUCUGGGCUUGGCUUACCUUGCUUUCACAGGCCCACUAGCCUACAGCACCUUCUGCAACACAGCAGCCACCCUUAGCUAUGUGGCAGAGACCCUUGGCUCCUUUUUGAGUUGGUUCAGCUUCUUCCCCCUCCUUGGCCGCAUCACAGAGUCUGUCUUCCUUCUGCCUUACCGGAUCUGGAGGCUGCUGGUGGGCGAUCCUGGUUUCAGCAACAACUCCUUCCGUGAGUGGGAGAAGCUCUAUGAGUUUGUUAACAGUUUUCAGGAUGAGAAGCGUCAGCUGGCUUACCAGGUUUUGAGUGUCUCAGAGGGGGCAACAAAUGAAGAAAUACAUCGAAGAUACCGGGAGCUAGUGAAGAUCUGGCACCCUGAUCACAACCGACACCAGACAGAGGAGGCUCAGAGGCACUUCCUGGAGAUCCAGGCUGCAUAUGAAGCCCUGAGUCAGCCCAGAAAGCCCAAGGGAUCCUGGAGGUGAGAAGAAAUUGCCCCUUGAGGGUGGACUCUUCCUGGCAGAGCUGAGCAGCUUGUCCCAACCCAGCUUUGCCCACACAGGUCAUCCCAACAGCAUUGAAGAACUGGUCUGUUUGCAGUGGAGAUGAGAAAACCUUAAAGGAGUGAGAAAGCUAUUGUAGUGGAAUAACGUUUCUAUUUUGAAUUUCUCAAUUGUCGGUUAUUGUAUUCCUGAUAAGUUCUUCCUAAAACUAGAUAGUGAAAUUAAAGGCAUGUUAUAAAACCAAUAAAAUAUCUUUUAGAGAAUAUACAACCUUGCCCACCCUGGUACA
Neofelis nebulosa (Clouded leopard) is the source of this 1571-nucleotide messenger RNA. RefSeq names its product DnaJ heat shock protein family (Hsp40) member C22 (gene DNAJC22). The record is from RefSeq and is a predicted model, not a curated record. NCBI's taxonomy places the organism in Eukaryota, Metazoa, Chordata, Mammalia, Carnivora, Felidae. Gene Ontology annotation, cellular component: plasma membrane; early endosome. The transcript is spliced from 3 exons. Gene Ontology annotation, biological process: endocytosis. Bases 239 to 1264 code for a protein of 341 amino acids.